AACAUUUAAUCGUCGUUUAAAAAUGUUAUAUAGUUAUAUAACACUUAAAAUUCAUUUCUUGAGAAAGGCCCACACUUGUGCAAAGAAACAAAGUCGUUACAGAUCACACGUUCAGUCUAAUUGCCGCAUUAUAGCGUAUCAGUUUAACCAAGUUUUAGAAAUGUAUCGAAUAGUAUUUUACAUUCUCGUGUCUGCAAUAUGGAAAUGCUGUGUUACAGAGAUAUAUAACGAGAACGAUAUGAAUCUUAGAGUGGAAGCGGGCUCCAGGACGUGUUUCUACGAGGAAGGGAAAGCUGGUCAAAUGUUGGAAGUUCAAUACGAAGUAGUCGACGGCCAACACGGCGACUGGGACAUUUCAUUCGAAAUUUUAGACCCUCACGAGAAUAAACUUCUUGAGGAUUAUAAGAAAACUCGAAAUCAAGUAAUUUUUGAUUUGGAAGUAGACGGUGAAUACGUUUUCUGUUUGGAUAAUACAUUCAGUUUGAUGAACUCGAAAUUAGUGUUUGUAUAUGUGCUAUUUGAGAACAAGGAAGAAACUCACGAAGGCAUCGAAGUUAGCGUUGUGGAUCAACAAGGUCACGAACAACCGGAACAUGAGGUUCUCGAAUGGGAAGGAGUCGACAAUGAUGGAAAGCCGUAUUUCAUUGAAGUCACUAAUAUAACAAAUUGCAUGACACGUAUACUGAAAAACGUUGUAAAAGCACGCCAUUUACUGGACUUGUAUGCAGUUAGUAAGACUCGCGAUAGUUACUUAGCUAUAGAAGACACUUUCAUUGUGGAUAUGUGGUCUGGAUUUCAAAUAAGCUUCAUGUUGAUUGUGGGUAUGGUUCAAGUGUAUAUGAUAAAGAAAUUAUUCGAUCGUCCAGGACGGGCGCUGACCUUUUAGUCGUAUUCAUUUAAGUUGACGAAAGUUAAUACAUUUUAUUAU
Molecule: messenger RNA, 928 nt
Organism: Hyposmocoma kahamanoa
Lineage: Eukaryota; Metazoa; Arthropoda; Insecta; Lepidoptera; Cosmopterigidae
Product: transmembrane emp24 domain-containing protein 5-like
Exons: 1
Coding region: 23-886 (287 amino acids)
Biological process (GO): Golgi organization; intracellular protein transport; endoplasmic reticulum to Golgi vesicle-mediated transport
Cellular component (GO): endoplasmic reticulum-Golgi intermediate compartment; Golgi apparatus; COPII-coated ER to Golgi transport vesicle
Source: RefSeq, a predicted model, not a curated record